UCGCCCCUUCGCAGGAAGCCUGGCAAGUCCGAGAUGUGCUCGUAUUUUAGCGGCGGGAUCUCCAUGACGAGGUUAGGGUACAUGGGGUUCAUGCAUAGGCGCAGCUUCUUGCCUUCUACUACCCGUAGGCCGUUGAUGACCGUUGGUGGUCCCCACUCUGAGGGCCACUUUCACAUCACCCCCAUGUCCAAGCAUUUCUGGAUCUCUGACGUGACAAACGCGCUAUGCAAGUUGGUGCUGCGGUGA
Volvox carteri f. nagariensis is the source of this 246-nucleotide messenger RNA. RefSeq lists its product as uncharacterized. The transcript has a single exon. The record is from RefSeq and is a predicted model, not a curated record. The annotation marks the transcript as partial. Lineage: Eukaryota; Viridiplantae; Chlorophyta; Chlorophyceae; Chlamydomonadales; Volvocaceae.